Molecule: messenger RNA, 750 nt
Organism: Camelina sativa (false flax)
Lineage: Eukaryota; Viridiplantae; Streptophyta; Magnoliopsida; Brassicales; Brassicaceae
Source: RefSeq, a predicted model, not a curated record
AUGUGCGUAGAUUGUCGAGCAGUGAACAACAUCACCAUCAAGGACCGCCAUCCGAUCCCACGCCUGGACGAUAUGCUUGAUGAACUAAGCGGUUCCACCAUCUUCUCCAAGAUAGACCUUAAAAGUGGCUAUCAUCAAGUGAGGAUGAAAGAGGGGGAUGAGUGGAAAAUCGCGUUCAAAACCAAGCAAGGCUUAAAGUGGAUAACGACAAUAUCAAGGCCAUCGAAGAGUGGCCAAUUCCGACCAACAUCAGUCAAGUUUGAAGCUUCCACGGCCUGGCCAGUUUCUAUAGGCGGCAUCGGUGCAGUUCUGACGCAAGGAGGCAAGCCUAUUGCGUAUUUCAGUGAGAAGCUCAGCGGACCGACGCUCAACUACCCGACAACCGACAAGGAGCAGUACGCCUUAGUUCGCACCAUGGAGACUUGGCAACACUAUCUUUUGGCCAAGGAGUGCUAUAAGAAGGGAAGAGAAAAUAUGGUCGCCGACACCCUUUCCCGACGCCACACGCUGAUCACCACCAUGGACGCGCAAAUCCUCGGGUUUGAAAGCAUCAAGGACGUUUACGCCACCGAUCCUGAAUAUGCGGAGUGUUAUCGAGAGCACAGCAAAGGCAACUACACCAAGUUCUAUGUACAUGAUGGUUUUCUGUUCAAGGGAAGGCGGCUAUGCAUCCCAAGCAGGUGGGCUUACGAGUCACUUUGGCGUGGCCAAGACAAUAGCUGUUCUAAAGGAGAAUUUCUAUUGGCCUAA